Messenger RNA from Solanum pennellii, 2137 nucleotides. Its product is annotated as calcium-dependent protein kinase 10. The record is from RefSeq and is a predicted model, not a curated record. The transcript is spliced from 7 exons. Gene Ontology annotation, cellular component: nucleus; cytoplasm. Gene Ontology annotation, molecular function: calcium/calmodulin-dependent protein kinase activity; calcium-dependent protein serine/threonine kinase activity; ATP binding. NCBI's taxonomy places the organism in Eukaryota, Viridiplantae, Streptophyta, Magnoliopsida, Solanales, Solanaceae. Gene Ontology annotation, biological process: protein autophosphorylation; peptidyl-serine phosphorylation; intracellular signal transduction. The coding region runs from base 163 to 1779 and encodes 538 amino acids.
UUUAUUCAAAAAACUACUACUUCCCAACUGACCCCGCGUUUUCUUUUCUCUCUCUCACGAAAUACAGAAAAUUGCAAAAGUCUUUGCCGUGCCAUGUCCUCUACCUCCUCCACCACCUCCGGCAACCACUAUUAGCGGCGGCGCAACCCAUUUCACUUCGCCAUGGGUAACUGUAACGCUUGCAUAAGACCAGAAGAAGCUUCAAAAACCGAUCCUCAAACUAAACCAAAGAAGCCCAGAGAACGUAGACCCAAUCCGUAUUCCGGGUCACCCGCACCGAUCCGAGUACUCAAAGACUUCAUCCCUAAAACCCGCAUAUCUGACAAAUACAUCUUAGGACGAGAACUGGGUCGGGGCGAAUUUGGAGUGACAUACCUUUGCACCGACCGGGAGACCCGAGAAGCCCUUGCGUGCAAAUCUAUUUCAAAGAAGAAGCUCCGAACAGCGGUUGAUAUCGAAGAUGUGAGAAGAGAAGUUGCUAUUAUGUCAAGCCUUCCGGAUCACCCAAAUAUUGUGAAGUUGAGAGCUACUUAUGAAGAUAAUGAAGCUGUUCAUCUUGUUAUGGAAUUAUGUGAAGGUGGGGAGUUAUUUGAUAGAAUUGUAGCUAGAGGGCAUUACAGUGAAAGAGCUGCAGCUGGGGUUGCCAGAACUGUAGCAGAAGUUGUAAGGAUGUGUCAUGCUAAUGGGGUCAUGCAUAGAGACUUGAAACCUGAGAAUUUUCUGUUUGCUAAUAAGAAAGAGCAUUCUGCUCUUAAGGCCAUCGAUUUUGGCCUAUCUGUCUUUUUCAAGCCUGGUGAAAGAUUCUCUGAGAUUGUGGGAAGUCCAUACUACAUGGCACCAGAGGUGUUGAAGCGGAAUUAUGGACCAGAAGUUGAUAUUUGGAGUGCUGGUGUCAUCCUUUAUAUUUUGUUAUGUGGGGUUCCUCCAUUUUGGGCUGAAACUGAACAAGGAGUUGCUCUUUCAAUUUUAAGGGGAGUGAUAGAUUUUAAGAGGGAACCAUGGCCUCAAGUCUCUGAAAAGGCAAAAAGUCUUGUCAGACAGAUGCUGGAACCUGACCCCAAGAAGCGGUUGACAGCCCAACAGGUCCUUGAUCACCCCUGGAUUCAAAAUGCCAAAAAGGCUUCAAAUGUUCCACUGGGAGAUAUUGUUAGGACAAGACUGAAGCAAUUUUCUAUCAUGAAUAGAUUCAAAAAGAAAGCAUUGCGGGUCAUUGCUGAACACUUGAAACUUGAAGAGAUUGAAGUAAUUAGAGAGAUGUUUGCGCUGAUGGACUCUGAUGGUGAUGGGAAAAUAACAUAUGAUGAAUUAAAGGCUGGACUUAGAAAAGUUGGUUCCCAGUUGGCAGAAGCAGAGAUGAAGUUGCUGAUGGAUGUGGCUGAUGUUGAUGGAAACGGUGUCCUGGACUAUGGGGAGUUUGUAGCAGUUAUAAUCCACUUACAGAGAAUGGAAAAUGAUGAGCAUUUUCGUAGAGCAUUCAUGUUCUUUGACAAGGAUGGAAGUGGUUAUAUUGAGCUAGAUGAGCUACGAGAAGCUUUAGCAGACGAGUCAGGAGCAUGCGACACUGAUGUAGUGAAUGAGAUCAUGCGCGAAGUUGAUACCGACAAGGAUGGGCAAAUCAGUUACGAGGAGUUUGUAGGAAUGAUGAAGGCAGGAACUGAUUGGAGAAAGGCAUCUCGACAAUACUCAAGAGAAAGAUUCAAAAGCUUAAGUGUUAAUCUAAUGAAGGAUGGGUCUCUCCAGCUUCAGGAUGUACUCAGUGGCCAAACAGUCAUUGUUUAAGUUAAUAAAAGGCUUUCUUUUACUAUUCUGAUGAUUUCCUUUGGUUGUUUUAAUGGGUUCCAUAGCAAAAUCUGAUCAUCGAUAUUCCAAUUCUUGAUAAAUAUCGAUAUUCAGAAGAUCAGAUCUUUGAGAAUGCGACUGGGAGUAAUAUGUAGGUAUGAUUGGGCUGUACUGCUGGGAUUUUUUUUUUUUGGAUAUAGGGGAAAAUGAGCUUGAGUGGAUGACAUGUAGAUUAAUUGCUUUGUUUUAAGGCUUUUGUAGGUUUGUUUAUAGAAGUUUUACUACAUAUUUGUCUCACUUUUGUAUAUGGUGUUGCAAACUUACAAUUGUUUUAAGUGAAGCUUUGUAUUUAUGAUGA